GUGUCCCCUCGUGUCCCCAGGCUCCAGCAAUGCCUGUGAGAAGACAUCGUUCGUGUUCCUGCGCCAGGAGCUGCCCGUGCGCCUCUCCAACAUCAUGAAGGAGAUCAACCUGCUCCCGGACCGGGUGCUGCGCACGCCCUCCGUGCAGCUGGUGCAGAGCUGGUACGUCCAGAGCCUGCUGGACAUCAUGGAAUUCCACGACAAGGACCCCGAGGACCAAGCCACGCUGGGACAGUUCACGAACGCGCUGGUGACAAUCCGGAACCGGCACAACGACGUUGUCCCCACCAUGGCGCAGGGCGUCAUCGAGUACAAGGAGACGUACGGGGACGACCCCGUGUCCAACCAGAACAUCCAGUACUUCCUGGACCGCUUCUACCUGAGCCGCAUCUCCAUCCGCAUGCUCAUCAACCAGCACACCCUGCUCUUCACUGGCAGCACCAACCCCGCGCACCCCAAACACAUCGGGAGCAUCGACCCCCACUGCAACGUGGCCAACGUGGUGAGAGACGCCUACAACAUGGCCAAGCUGCUGUGUGACAAAUACUACAUGGCCUCACCCGACCUGGAGAUCGAGGAGGUCAACGCCUGCAACGCGGAGCAGCCCGUGAACAUCGUCUACGUCCCGUCCCACCUGUACCACAUGCUCUUCGAGCUCUUCAAGAACGCCAUGAGAGCCACGGUGGAGAGCCACGAGAACAGCCCGCGGCUGCCGGCCAUCAGGGUGAUGGUGGCCCUGGGCCAGGAGGACCUGUCCAUCCGGAUGAGUGACAGGGGCAUGGGGGUGCCCCUGAGGAAGAUCGAGCGGCUCUUCAGCUACAUGUACUCCACAGCCCCCACCCCCCAGCUGGGCAGCGGGGGCGCCCCCCUGUUUGGAAUUGGUUGA
Molecule: messenger RNA, 886 nt
Organism: Cyanistes caeruleus (blue tit)
Lineage: Eukaryota; Metazoa; Chordata; Aves; Passeriformes; Paridae
Source: RefSeq, a predicted model, not a curated record